This is a messenger RNA of Dendroctonus ponderosae (mountain pine beetle), 4139 nucleotides long. RefSeq names its product leucine-rich repeat flightless-interacting protein 2. NCBI's taxonomy places the organism in Eukaryota, Metazoa, Arthropoda, Insecta, Coleoptera, Curculionidae. The record is from RefSeq and is a predicted model, not a curated record. The transcript has 8 exons. Gene Ontology annotation, biological process: regulation of DNA-templated transcription. The coding region runs from base 779 to 2083 and encodes 434 amino acids.
AGGACCAGUAGAAGGAACUCGUUUGGCGACGCUAUUUUUAGAGGAAUGAACUCGCUUUGGUUUUACAUUCUAGCCUCAUUUCUUCGCCGUGCCUACAGGGUGAUUUAACCAUAUAAACGCCCAGUUUCCAGCCAAAUGCAUUUAUGUCCACAGUACUUGAUUGGGAACUAGUGGGCAUGAUUCACAGUGAAAUCGCAUUGAAAACUUACACGUUCUCGGUAUUUUAUGCUGCAUCCUCAACCAUUGAAAGGGCGCUUUAAUUUGUGUUUCACUUAAAAAGAUCCCCAUCCUUAAGGUGCAUUAAAAGACUUUUUCUCCUGCUAGUUGAAUUUAAAACGUUGCAAUUGCAAAGUUUCCUUUUUAAUUAAGACAUGUUUCACCCUGUAGUGGCAGCCCUUCUCGCUUGUCUUUUGAAAUGCGUCGUGUUCUGGCUUAAAUUAUGAACAGUCCCGGAUCGGAUUCGUGAGUACAAAGACCGUCAGCUGUUUCCUGCUGCGGAUGUCUAGUCGGUUCUUCUGCGAAGGUUAGUGCUCUUCGGGAAGUUAUCGAUUCCGUCUGGAUCGCCCCAGACGUGAUAAACUAUCCCGGUUUGAAUCGGUUUUAUUUGCUGUUUUAAGUGCGGAUUUGCAGUUUGCGACGUUCUCUCAUGCAAACUGGAAUCUAAAUUCGCAUCAACCGACGCAAAUUUUACAUAACACCAUCUUCACUGCUCUCGGUGAUAAACACCGUUAUUCAAAUAGCUGGGCGCCAGUGAGAUAAAGAUCGAGAAUAGAAAAUUAUGAUAAUUAUGGGUGUUAGUUUUUGUGGCACGCGGAUGCCUAACGCGUUAUCGCCGACGAUUGACAAUACUGGUGGAGUGCUUGGGAAAAUGCCCCCGAAACUACCGUUGGAUGGGGGCCCGAAAGCUACGGAACUUUUCACGCGAAGCUUCAAUGCCUUGAGAAAAAUGCCGUCGUUGACCGACUGUUUGGACGAAAAGUGCGCCUUGGAGGCAAAGGACGGAGUCUUAUUAGUCACGGCGGUAUCAGCAGCAAAAAAGGAUGCUGAAGCGAGACUAUGGGCCAAGAGGCAAGCACGUGCGGAAGCUCGAGAAAUUCGCAUGCGGGAACUAGAACGCAUGCAACGUGAACAGGAAGAAAACGCCGAUAGACAAUUUGAUAUGUUGGUGGCAUCAACGGAGCCCGUUUGGGGCCCACGGGGGCGCGCCCCCCCUACCACGAGGCACCGACCGGCCAGCAGAAGAAAUUCUGAAGACUCCUUGGAGGAUGCAGGCGGCGGCGGAAGCCUAAGGGACAUACGGGCAGAGCUCAAAGAUGUCGAGGAGCGGUUUAGAAAGGCGAUGAUUGCGAACGCCCAAUUGGAUAACGACAAGGCUUCGCAAACCUACCAAUUAGAGCUGCUUAAAGACCGGUUGGAAGAGCUGGAGGAAGAUAAUUUGCAGUUGAAGCGCGAGCAUAGGGAUAAAUGCAGGGAGCACGAUCAGCUGAAGAGGCUUUGCCAGCAGCUGAAGGACGAGCUGCGCCUGUUUAAAAACGAAUUGGAAGAGCGGGAUAGGUUAAUAGAAGAGAAAGGACUAGUGAUAGUCUUUGCGGAGCCGGAGGAAGAGGGACAGCCUCCGAAGAAAGCGCUGAUUCAGGCCGAGAACGCCAGGCUCCUUGAAGGAGGGGACGGCAGUCUAGACGUGCGAUUAUCAAAUUUCGCGAAAGAAAGGAGCGAGCUUCAGGAUCAAAUAAGUAGUUUAAAGUUAGAAUUAGACGAGGAGAGGACUCGAAGACGGAAGUCCAGCGGACUGCCAAAUGGCCCUCUGUCGGAUUGCGACUCGGAUGAUCUGCAACGGGAAGCAAGUAAGCAAUUGGCUGAUUACAAGUUUCGGGCGCAAAAAUCAGAGCAAGACGUUGCGACAUUGCAAGCGACCGUCGCCAGAUUGGAGAGCCAAGUGAUUCGGUACAAAACCGCCGCGGAAGUAUCGGAGCAGUCUGAGGAAGCCCUGAAAGCCGAAAAGCGAAAGCUCCAAAGAGAGGAUUCCGAUAAUUCUCUUAGUGACAUUUCGUCCAUAGAUGUUUCGGAGUCAAAUAGUUGUUAGAGCUUUUUUGGCACAAACGCACUGGCUAGAGAGGCUCAGAACCGGGCGGAUGAGUUGGAAACCUCCAACACCCACCUCCUCAAACGAUUAGACAAGCUUAAAAACGCGAAAUCAGCGCUAUUGAAAGAACUCUGAUAAGGCCAUUUUACACUUUUAUAUUUAGUGAUUGAUUUGUAUUCUGGUGAGUGGCGGAAAUCUGUUUCACAGUAGAUGCGCAACGUAAGAGCGAUUGCCGCACAUUUUUUAGGCAAAUGUCCCAACAGUAGUGCUUUUUUACGCUGUCCGUUAUUCACGUUACCUAUUAGCCAUAUUAACACCGAUUUUUUUACUGUUUAUGAAUAUUGUUUUUAACAGAUUUUUUAACUAAAAGAAUAAUUCGCCUACUAACAAAAAAAGUCGUUUGUUUUUAGUUCAGACAUUGUCUACUUUCAGACAAAUCAGCCAAUCUGCAUAUGCGGAAAGUGCCAAUUCUUUGCUAAUAACAACCAAUGUGCGCAUAGUUAUUUACUUGAAAAAUUUGUAUUUAUUUAUUUAAAUGUAGGACCUAAUUUUUAUUCCAUUUUGUAAAUACGUGUACACAAUUAAUAGGUUUCUAGUAUUGUUGAAGGGCUGCCCCUGAGAAAUGCAAUGAAAUGAGUUCCAUUUUAUGCAUAUUGCAACACUAAAAAUGACUUGCUUACACAACCAACGGCAAUGGUAGAGAAAAUUGGCUCAAUAGAACAUGUGAUUGUAGAAUCAGGUAUCCACAAAUCGGCUCAAUAGUGCCGCUCCAGCACGUCGGGCUUUUAUUGUGUAACUUGCGGCUUUUUGAGCUAGUUUUUAUAUUUACAUGUGUACUACGGUUCUCAAAAUUGUGCCAGGAAAUAAUAGUCAUAUUUGUAAUAUAACAAUUCCGCUGUAAAAGUAUGUUAGAAACAAUGCGUUUAUAAGUUUUAAAUUGGUGAUGAAAUCGGCGUUUGGCCACUAUUACUUAAUUAAUUAAGUCGCUCCUACUGAUCACAACUGAAGACACACAAGCGUGAUUUGUUGUCAAUUUAAAACCUGGUUACUAAUGAUUUUGUAAAUAACAUAAAAUAUGUGAUUUUUCUGUAUACUACUACUCAAUCUUGUUUUUGGUAAAAGGUACUUGAAAAAUAAAAUAAAUAUUUACUAAGCUGGAGUUUUCUUCAAACCAAACAUAAACAAAACCAUUCUAAUUAUCUGUUGUGGCCUUUGCAUAUCGAUAUUUGCCAGCACUUUAGCAUUCAUAUGACGACUUUCGAAAUUAUUUCCGCUUCUUCAGCCUAUCAAGGCUGCAGCACAAUGGCUUUUUACAUGAUUUACAUUGGCGAUUCAUGUGAAUCAUCUUUGUAGGGGAUUUGCACGAUGCCUAGAAAAUAUUGAAUCGAAAUCUCUCAGUCGAUUUAAAUAAAUGUUUGUUUUUGUGAAAUUAUCUACGUAAAUGUUUCAUUGGCAUACAAAACACGUCCUCAAUUUCGACCUUCACAUUGCCUUAACCCUAAGAAUUUAAAAGAGAUAACCGAAAACCGAAUACAACAACAAAAUCCCUAUUUAUCUUUGUGCAACUGUAUAAAACUGGUGAGCGCGAUGGCAGAGGGGCACUUCGCAAGGAGACCUCCUUGAUGAGUGUAGUCCUUUGCCCGAUUAAAAUUCUUAAAAUGAAGCUAAUCACCAGUGCAGUUUUAGUGGUAGUGCUGAUUGUUUGUGUGGCGGAUAUUCAGGCCGUUGCCAGUCCAUUUUGGGAUAAACUAUUCGGCGGAAAUGACUAUACUUACGGAAAUGGAUACAGCAGACCCCGAUCGUAUGGCCGAAACUACAACUCUGGGGAUGGAGGCGAUCGCUACAAAGCCAUCUGCAGGGUGCACGCAAUCGACUCUUUCUCAUUUCCAGGGCAAAUAUCUAGGCCAGUAUGCCCUUAACAUUUUAAUUGUUAAUGUCGCGUGUUUGUAAAACUAUGGGACUGAUAGACCUAGAAAAAAUUAAUUGAAUAUUUAUAAUUAGUUUAUUACUGAAAAUGGCGCCUUCUGUUUAAAUUAUAUUUUAUAAAUACCAUAAA